Rhizoctonia solani is the source of this 1323-nucleotide messenger RNA. RefSeq names its product Cys/Met metabolism PLP-dependent enzyme. Bases 1 to 1323 code for a protein of 440 amino acids. The transcript is spliced from 12 exons. Gene Ontology annotation, molecular function: transferase activity, transferring alkyl or aryl (other than methyl) groups; pyridoxal phosphate binding. The record is from RefSeq and is a predicted model, not a curated record. Gene Ontology annotation, biological process: transsulfuration. NCBI's taxonomy places the organism in Eukaryota, Fungi, Basidiomycota, Agaricomycetes, Cantharellales, Ceratobasidiaceae.
AUGUCCAACUACGAUUUUUACAAGGAACCCGAGUUCGACACUCUCCAAUUGCAUGCGGGUCAGACCCCGGACCCUGCAACAAAUGCUCGCGCGGUUCCCAUUUACGCGUCGACGAGUUUCGUGUUCAAUGACUCGCAGCAUGGCGCUGAUCUCUUUGGCUUGAGGGCUCUCGGCAACAUCUAUAGCCGUAUUGGCAACCCUACCCAAGAUGUCUUCGAGAAGCGGAUCGCAGCACUGGAAGGUGGAGCUGCCGCUGUCGCCGCCGCCAGUGGCCAGGCUGCCCAGUUCAUGGCCAUUUCUACCAUCGCGAAUGCUGGAGAUAACAUUGUUAGCACCUCAUAUCUAUAUGGUGGAACAUACAAUCAAUUUAAGGUCCUUCUGAAGAAGUAUGGAAUUACGGUCAAGUUUGUCAAGGAUGACUCUCCAGAGGCAUUUGCUGCAGCCAUCGACGAGAACACCAAGGCGAUCUAUGUCGAGAGUAUCGGAAACCCCAAGUAUAAUAUCGCCCCCCUCCCGGAGCUCGCAAAGGUUGCCCACGAUCACAACUGCCGCUCAUUGUCGACAACACUUUUGGCGCCGGAGGAUACUAUGUCAAGCCAAUCGAGCAUGGCGCGGAUAUUUGCAACAAAAUGGAUUGGAGGCCAUGGUACUACAAUUGCCGGCGUCAUCGUUGAUGCAGGUAAAUUCGAUUGGGCCGCAUCUGGUCGUUUCCCAAGCUUUACCGAGCCAAGUGAGGGGUACCAUGGUCUCAAGUUUAGUGAAACAUUCGGUCCCCUCGCGUUUGCCGUCAAGUUACGCGUGGAAAUCCUUCGUGACCUCGGCGCGUCUCUCAAUCCUUUCGGGGCGUUCUUGCUGCUCCAAGGUCUCGAGACUCUGAGUUUGCGAGCUCAGAGGCAUGCCGAUAACGCUCUCGCCCUUGCACAAUGGCUCGAGCAACACCCGGCCGUAUCAUGGGUUUCUUAUCCCGGCCUCCCCAGUCAUCCUAGUCAUGCAAAUGCCAAGAGGUUACUUCGCCCGAACACCUACGGAGGUGUGCUAAGCUUUGGCGUCAAGGGUGAUGCAAACAUCGGAAGCGCUGUUGUCGACAAGCUCAAGCUCGCCAGCAAUCUUGCCAAUGUGGGCGAUGCAAAGACGUUGCAACUCACGGCCGAGGAGCAGUUCGCAUCGGGUGUAACUCCCGACCUCAUCCGGGUGUCUGUCGGAACCGAGGAUAUCUCGGAUAUCAUCGCUGACUUUAGCCAUGCAUUCGCGAUUGCGGUCCCAGAGCCCGCCAGGGCUCAAGAGAAGAAUCCUGCUGGCGCAACACACCAUGCACAGCUGUGA